CGCUUACCGCUUGGCAGGCAGCAGUACGGUAACGCGUUUGAUUCUUGUACUUAUACGUCCAUCUGGUACCGGGUUCUCACGAUGGCAGCAAGCACAACAAUCACGAUACUAUACUCAGCAUCUUUCUCCGCCACGACGUCGGUCUAGCAGGACAGCAUCACAGAACUCACCAGUACAGCGUCAAGUUAAAGCCACACGGAAUCAACAUGAAUCCAUUCACUUUCAGGGCCACUCACCAUCCAAGCACUCCAGCAGACAUGGGAACACCAAUCAAUUCAGGCGCGAUGGAAGCAUUGAUCGAUCAGCCGGGACCCAUCGAGGUGAAGACAAUUGCGGCGGACUGGGUGGCAAACCUAAACGGUCUCCUCAAUCUUAACGACCCAAAAGCCGUACAAGCAGGCCUCAAGAACCGCAAAGAGUCCAUCAAGAUCUACGCACAUGUCAUUCGCCAUCCCACGAAAGGCUUCUUUUUGGUGGACACUGGUGUCUUGCGGCGAUUCGUGGAUGAGCCAGCCAAUGUCGGAGUUGGUUGGACGCUGCGAAACUACGCCAUGAUCGAUCAGAUGCAGCCUCACCAAAGCACACUGGAAAUCAUCGAAGCCGAAGGAGUUCCACCGAAUGGGAUUUUUAUGACACAUCUGCACAUGGAUCAUGUGUCUGGCCUUCCCGAUAUUCCCAAGGAGACUCCGAUCUACGUUGGACCACAUGAGGCCGAGUCAACCCUUUUGCUGAAUAUGUUCAGCCAAAGUACCACUGACAACCUAUUGGAUGGGCGACCACCACUCCGAGAAUUCAAGAUUCCGAGAGACGCCGAUGGCAAGUUUGAGGGAGUUAUCGACGUUUUCGGCGAUGGCACGUACUUUGCUAUUCUGACGCCUGGACACACUGCCGGUCAUCUGGCCUUCGUCGCUCGCACGCCAACUGGCCCCGUGCUUAUGACCGGCGACGUGUGCCACACACGGUGGGGAUGGGAGAAUGGCGUCGAACCUGGCAGCUUCCUCGCCGAACGUGAUCCAAGCCGCGAUAGUCUUCUCAGACUGAAGGCGUUGAGCGAUCGUCACCCAAACAUGAUGGUCAAACUUGGGCACCAAGAUUGAACCGAAACCCACCUUUUCCACAGCCUCUGUACAUACCAUAGCAGUGUUUAUAGACCACGGUACCGCAUGUGACUGCGGGUGUUCAUCGCUUGCUUCCAGCUCGCGGAUAUUCCACUGUCCACUGUGAAGGACGACUUCCCCGCACGAAUUCCAUUGCAUCCCUUCUCCUUCUAUAGCCGUGGAGCUCUCGUCAACGCAUUACGAAACGCGAUUCUGCUCGCAACAUCGAU
This is a messenger RNA of Cercospora beticola, 1327 nucleotides long. RefSeq lists its product as uncharacterized. Lineage: Eukaryota; Fungi; Ascomycota; Dothideomycetes; Mycosphaerellales; Mycosphaerellaceae. The record is from RefSeq and is a predicted model, not a curated record.